This is a messenger RNA of Stylonychia lemnae, 822 nucleotides long. The record is from the annotation of a GenBank genome assembly. Lineage: Eukaryota; Ciliophora; Spirotrichea; Sporadotrichida; Oxytrichidae.
AUGAUGAGCUCAUAUGAUCAAUAAAAAGAAAAACAUAUCAAGGAUAAUUUUAUCUAUCUUGAAGAAUAUGAAGUUUUUGCCCUUAAAUCUCUAUUUAAAGAACCAAUAAGACCUAUGAAUAACCACUUUUUGCUGGCAUUAAAAGAUAGAGAUGAAACUUGCUUAUUUUUCCUCAAAAAAGAUUUUACACUAGUUAAUAAAGCAGAUUAUGAAAAAAUAAAAUUUAGAUUUUUGGAGAAACUCGAUUAGAGAUAUGCAAUUGAUUAAACCAACAAUUUGUAUAUUAUUCCACCUACAAAGACAAAAAAACCAAUAGUUUAAAAAAUAGUUUAAUUGAAAUUUGAUGAUCAAAACUCAAUAAAUGAUGCAAUAAGCAUAUAUUCUAAAAAUUACAAGUUUUAUUAAACUAAGGAACUUUAAUUUGAUGGAAUUUAAUUAAAGGAUUUCGCAGAUUCAAGCGUUAUAGAAGAAUAUUUCCCCUUUUAUGUUUAAAAAUUCAAUAAUGAUUAGAUUGAAGAAUGCUAUCAUCUAGUUUAGUUCAAUGAAAAGGAGAAAGCAAAUAAAAUCUUGAAAAUAUAAAAGUUACAUUUAAGCAAUUUUAGUCAAAUGACUUGGGAUGAUGCAAAAAGUAUAGAUGAUAUUGAACAAUUUCAGCUAAAAAUUAAUUUAAAAUUAGAGAAUUUGAGAAAAGAUGAUAGAUUUGAAAGACUAAUUGAUAAAGACACUGUGCUUUUAAAAAUUGGAGGAUCAAUCAAACUUUCAGAAAUAUUCAAUAACCAAUACUCCUAUGGAGUAUUUUUGAUAGAUGAAAUUAAUGAUUGA